This is a messenger RNA of Lycium ferocissimum, 1632 nucleotides long. Its product is annotated as ethylene-responsive transcription factor ABI4. Gene Ontology annotation, cellular component: nucleus. The transcript has a single exon. Gene Ontology annotation, molecular function: DNA-binding transcription factor activity; transcription cis-regulatory region binding. The record is from RefSeq and is a predicted model, not a curated record. Gene Ontology annotation, biological process: response to stress; positive regulation of DNA-templated transcription. Bases 116 to 1120 code for a protein of 334 amino acids. Lineage: Eukaryota; Viridiplantae; Streptophyta; Magnoliopsida; Solanales; Solanaceae.
UUCAGUCCUCUCUUUCAACUCAUUGGGUAUACACUCAACGAGGUACAUAGCAACAACCAUCGCCUCCCCUUCCCCCCUCUGUCCUUCCAUUAGUACUAAUAAAUAAAAGUUCACUAUGAAUAGUCAAGAAUUACUAAAUCCUAGCCAAACGGUCCCCAAUUUUCAAGAAGAAAGAAAAGACACCACCGUUAGCACCGUUGCUACAAACAGUGACACCACCUCCACGAGUACUACUAGCAGUAACAGCAAUAAAAAAGGCAAAGGUAAAGGAGGACCAGACAACAACAAAUUCAGGUAUAGAGGUGUAAGACAACGUAGUUGGGGGAAAUGGGUGGCCGAGAUCCGUGAACCUCGUAAGCGUACACGCCGAUGGCUCGGCACAUUCGCUACUGCUGAGGACGCUGCUCGUGCCUAUGACCGUGCCGCUAUUAUACUCUAUGGUUCAAGGGCUCAACUCAAUCUUCAACCAUCUAGUGGUAAUAGUAACUCAUCAUCUUCUUCACAGUCUUCCAGAAAAUCUACCUCUUCAUCUUCCACACAAACCCUUCGUCCUUUACUUCCAAGACCUUCAGGGACGUUCGGGUUUACUUUCUCGUCGUCGUCCCCUACAGCAGCACCAACCGGUGUCGGUGCUGCUGUAUCCACUGCUAAUGUGGAGCCUACUGAUUAUGUCCCCUAUGGGUUUUUUCCUGCUGUACAAUAUGCUGAUAUGUUACAACAACAUUCUCAGAUGUUGAGUCAAACCCAACUUCAGCAACAACAGUAUAACGUGCUUUGUGAUGGGUAUGGUCCUGAGGUUGAUAAUUAUUCAAACCCUAACCCUCACCCUAACCUUAGCCAUCAAGAGAAUUCGAAACCGCCGAAACAAGAAGAUGAAUUGUCUCAACAAUAUCAAAAUCAGCAGCAAAAUAAUUAUUCGUGUGAAGACACAAACCAUUUAAUGGGGUCAUCAAUACCUCUUUGUUCGACUCAAGCGAUGCAGGCUGCACCGGUGGUUUCAGAUCCGGUGGCGGUGAUGGGAGGUCCGGGAUCUCCCGUAUUUUGGCCGACAACUGAUGAUAGUUAUCCACCGGUUAAUAUUUGGGAUUAUGGCAAUGAUUCCUUCUUGUUUGAUUUUUAGAAGUUUCACAGAAAUGCAGGUAAGGCUAUCUACCAUAGACCCUAUGAUCGAGGUCUUAUUUGAUCUCCGCGCAUAGUGGAGCAUAGUACACCGGCUGUCUUUUUUUUUUUUUUUUUUUCUGGAAAAGCGGAAGCUGGUAUUGGAAGAUGAUUUGUUUGAGUUGCAUGCAAGAAUAUAUAUGAAUAUAUAUAGUUAUAAUCACUGCGUCCGUACACAUACAAUGGAUUGGAGAAAUGGAUGUAUGUUCAGUAUCUGAGGCAAAAGGGGUUAUUUUGUACUAAUGUUUCUGUUGAUUAACUGAGGGUGUGAAUAAAACACCAAGAUCAGGGUGACCAUUUAUAUACUGCUUUAUUAUCAGGUUAGAUAUCUCAAUUAAUUUUUUUCUUCACAACCAAGUGUACGAUGUUCUUAUUUUUAUCGUCAUAUCCAGUCAGGUUUCUGUGUUUGUUACUAGAUGAGUUUUUCGUCAUAUCCAGUCUGGUUUCUGUGUUUGUUACUAGAUGAGCUUUUGA